UUGGUCUGAGCCUGAAAAGAUAAAAUGUGUUUUUCUGGGUCCUGAUUGGAAGAAGGGUGCACAGGUAGCCCCCCAUGCAAGGUGGAAUGGAAAUAAAAGGCCUGAUUAGAAUGGGCUUGCGUUAUGGGGAGGAAGAAGAGAUAAAACUAGAAAGCUUAUUCUGGGCCAUGUUAUAAAGUGCUUUUUAUUGUUGGUUCAGGAGGUUUGCUCUAAAAAAUUGGGGGAGGUGGUGGUUUGGGGUUUUUUUUAAAGUAGGUUAGUAUUGCAGUCUAACUUUGGAAGCUUAACUCCCACAUUUGUAGUGUUAAUAUAUAUCCACAGAAAUCUUGGGGAUGUGAACUAUAUGUCUUGGGCUUUUCAGGAUCGUUCUGAUUUAAAAUAUUCUUUUCUUUUGUUUCUGUAAGCCAGUACAUUCUUAAUCUUGCUUACCCUUGAAAUAAAAAAAAUUAAUCUUGUCUGAGCCCUAUCUGCAGAGAUUCCCAUUCAGGGAUCUUGAGCCAGGACCUAGGAACCUGAAGUACUGAGCUACUCCCAAGGGUUUGGAAUCACUUGCUAGGAGUCUUAUCUCUCUUCUACCCGAGACAUCAUGGCAGUUCGCCUGGUGAAGCGAUGCACAUGCCUCUUGAAAGAAGCUGCCCAUCUGACCCCUGCUAUGGCUCCAGUUUGCCAACUAAGACAUGCGAGGGUAGCCCAUAAGGCUCUGACUUCUUCAGUCACCUCACCUAGUUCCCACUUCCCAGGUUCCUUGACGGAGAUGGUGGAGAAGGAACAAGUGUUUACUCCCUACCCAGAGAUUGAGGAGGUGGACCAGCUUAUUGAGAAGGCCACCAGGCCAGAGGAGCUCCUGGAUCUUCUUGAUAGUGGUCACCACAUAAACCACAACCGUGCAGUCCUCAUAGUCAUCCAGCUCUCCCGACUGCUGUCUCGAAAGCCAGAAGACAAGGCUUCACUGAUACAGAGUGCCCACUUUCAGAAACUUCUCAAACUAGUCAACAGUGAGAUAACUGUGGUGUGGAAUGGGGCCCUCGUGAAGCUGCUGCGGAGCCUGUAUGCUCUGGCACUCCCCAGGGACUCCAAAGUGCUGCUGUCGGUGGAGCAGGAGAUCCGCUGGCGCCUGCGGAGACUCAGUUACAAGCACCUGGUUUUCCUGGCGGAGUCCUGUGCCACCUACAUGCAGGAGCAGUGCUCUCAGGAGCUGCUGGCUGAGCUGCUCAUGCAUCUGGAGAGGCGCUGGACAGAAAUUGAAGAUGGCCGCACAGUGGUGGCCAUCAUGAUGAAAGUGGGGCACCUCUCGGAGUCACUGAUGAACCGCCUGGAAGACAAGUGCCUAGAGUUGGUGGAGCAGUUUGGCCCCAACGAACUGCGGAAGGUGCUGGUGACACUGGCAGCUCUGAACCGGCGAUCUGUGCCCUUGCUACGGGCCAUCUCCUACCACCUUGUGCAGAAGCCCUUCCCUCUGACAAAAGGCGUGCUCUUGGACCUGGCCUAUGGCUAUGGCAAACUUGGCUUUCAUCAGACCCAAGUGUCCCAGCGCCUGGCUGCUGACCUGCUGUCCCUCAUGCCCAGCCUGACGCCUGGUGAGGUAGCCAACUGUGCCAAAUCCUUCGCCUUCCUCAAGUGGCUUAACCUGCCUCUGUUUGAGGCCUUUGCCCAGCACAUCCUGAAGAGAGCACAGGACGUCAUCCUGCCCCACCUGUGCAGCAUGGUCCUGGCUUUUGCCCGCCUGAACUUCCAUCCAGAACAAGAGGAUCAGUUCUUCAACUUGGUGCACGAGAAGCUGGAGCCAGCACUGGCAGGCCUGGAGCCAGCCCUGCAGGUGGACCUGAUCUGGUCCCUGUGUAUACUGCAGCAGGCAAGGGAAAAGGAGCUGCGAGCCGUCCUCUGCCCUGAAUUUCAUGCCCAGUUUCUAGGGGGCACAUCUCAGAAGGAUCAGAACACCUUUCAAAAGCUUCUCCACAUCAAUGCCACUGCCCAGCUGGAGCACCCUGAGUAUACGGGUCCUUUCCUGCCAGCCUCAGCUGUGGCCCCCAGGUCCUUAGCCCUUGACAAGACGGUGACCCCCUUACAGAAGGAGCUACAAGGGAUUCUGAAGGGACUACUGGGAAGUGCCAACGAGGGCAGCUUCGAGGUGGCCACGCAAUACGGCUGGGUGCUGGAUGCUGAGGUGCUGCUGGAUGCUGAUGGCCAGUUUCUGCCCCUGAGGGAUUUUGUGGCACCUCACCUUGCCCAGCCAGCUGGAAGCCAGCUGCUACCUCCAGGGGCUAAGAGGCUAGCUUUCCUGCGGUGGGAGUUCUCCAACUUCAACAGCCGAAGCAAGGACUUGCUGGGUCGCUUUGUCCUGGCCCGGCGACACGUGCUGGCUGCAGGCUUCCUGGUGGUGGACGUCCCAUUCUAUGAGUGGGUGGAACUCAAGUCUGAAUGGCAGAAAGGGGCCUACCUCAAAGACAAGAUGCGCAAAGCAGUGGCUGAGGAGUUGGCCAAGUGACCUGUGCCGACAGUGUGGACUGCACACCUAGGGGCUCUCUGCCCAAAGGCCUAGCCAUUGGUGCUGAGCAGGCAAGAGGUGUCAUCCUUGAGGAUAAACCUCAGUGCAGGACCUUGGCCAGAGUGGGGAGGGUGGCCAGCAGCUCCAAGGGACAGAGCAUCCUCUUGUGGGUAAUAAAUCUUUAAUUUUGGUGUUGGACACCA
This is a messenger RNA of Otolemur garnettii (small-eared galago), 2688 nucleotides long. RefSeq names its product transforming growth factor beta regulator 4 (gene FASTKD4). Gene Ontology annotation, cellular component: mitochondrial matrix; ribonucleoprotein granule. Gene Ontology annotation, molecular function: RNA binding. Bases 587 to 2485 code for a protein of 632 amino acids. Gene Ontology annotation, biological process: mitochondrial RNA processing; regulation of mitochondrial mRNA stability. The record is from RefSeq and is a predicted model, not a curated record. Lineage: Eukaryota; Metazoa; Chordata; Mammalia; Primates; Galagidae. The transcript is spliced from 11 exons.